AUGACGAAUACCUGUCCUCUUCUUUUGAUCCCUCCUCCUCCUCCUCCUCCUCCUCCUCCUCCUCCUCCUCUAGGCUCGAAAGUACGUAUCGCGAUUUCGGGUCCUAGUAGUGUUUCUCCGUCGCUUGGCCACCUUCUAGAGGUGGCUAGUAUUAAAAAUAAGCUGCAAAAUUUCGCUUUUAACCCGUCGCCACCAGUUGCUGCUGAAAUGCCGCGCAACAAAAAAGCACCUGCCUCAAGCCGCAGCCCAGCUGAAAGUAGCUCUCAACCCAGUGGUUCAAAACGACCCCGAAGUGAAGAAGAUUCCUGCCCAUCGGACCACAAUGCCAGACUGUUGGCCAGAAACAGUUUUGCCACUCUUCCGGUACAAGGCGCUCCCGAUCAGAUUAUUCUGAAAAAGGCGAAAGUACCGCCGCUAUUCACAACUAAUAAAGAAAUCGCCUCCCUCCGGAACGAGCUCGCAGCUUCUGAAAUCCAUCCCUUAUUCAAGCUUUGCAGCGAGGGCACCAAAAUAGUUUGUUCGACCGAAGACGACUUUAACAAAACCCGACAGUAUCUCAAAACCAAGCAGCUCGAGUACUUUACCCAUGACUCCCCAGGAAACAAGCCAUUGAAGGUCGUUAUUCGAGGACUGCCAGAAAUUAAACCGGAAGACAUCGUGAUGGAGCUGAAACACCUAAACCGCAAGCCGAUCAAAUUGUUCCCCAUGAAACGUGCUGAAACAGGAAAUCAUCGAGACCUGCUGUAUCUGGCCCAUCUUGAGAAAGGUUCCAUUAGAAUGAGCGACCUCCGCAAAGUGCGAGCUCUCUUCAACAUUAUUGUUGAGUGGGAGUCUUACCACCCUAAGAAACGCGACGUCACGCAAUGUAUAAAAUGCCUUUCCUUCGGUCACGGGACGCGGAACUGCCACAUGAAUCCUCGCUGCGGCAGAUGUGCCGGUGCGCAUGAAACAUCGAGCUGCGAACAAAUGAUCGAAACAUCAGAACCGAAGUGCGCCAACUGUGGGGCUAAUCACGAAGGAUUUAACCGGGCCUGUCCCAAAAGAGCUGAAUUUAUUGAAAUCAGGAGAAAAGCGUCCACCAGGAAUCAGAAUAGUCACAAUCGUCGUCAAAACUCCCCCCCCCCCCCGCCAAACACAGAGGAAAAUUUCCCUCCUCUUCGGUACAACGUGCCGAAUCUGCCACCCCUACAGCUGAACCAACCUAGAAAAAACCUACAAUCAACCUUCUCCGCACAACAUCGAAUUACCAACGCUGCCGCAGAACCAUCAGCACUUCACGUUCCCCCGUCAACCUGGCGAAACUCAGGCUCCUCGACCUUUUCCUCUGCUGAUGAAACUCUUUUUUCUCUAGACCAGAUGAUGGAAUUUGUCCAAGCAAUGUACAAAGGACUCAGCCAAUGCCGAUCUAAGGAACAGCAAAUCCAAGCCGCAACUAGAGUGUUGCUAAACUUUAUGAGUCAAUAUGGGCCCUGA
Uranotaenia lowii is the source of this 1473-nucleotide messenger RNA. RefSeq lists its product as uncharacterized. The transcript has 2 exons. Bases 1 to 1473 code for a protein of 490 amino acids. NCBI's taxonomy places the organism in Eukaryota, Metazoa, Arthropoda, Insecta, Diptera, Culicidae. The record is from RefSeq and is a predicted model, not a curated record.